AUGAGAUCGACGCUCUCAGCUGCCGUGGCCGCCUUGGCCGCUACCCACGUUGCCGGUCAUGCCACCUUCCAGGACCUCUGGAUAAACGGCCACGGGGCCUCGUGCGCACGAUUGCCGCAAUCGAACUCCCCAGUCACAGACGUAACAUCGAAGGACAUCAUUUGCAAUGCAGGCACCAAACCCGUCUCCGGAAAAUGCAGCGUAGCCGCCGGGUCGACUGUCACAGUUGAGAUGCAUCAGCAACCUGGAGACCGUAGCUGCGCAUCGGAGGCCAUCGGUGGUGCUCACUACGGGCCAGUCCAAGUAUACAUGGCCUCGGUAGCAGACGCCUCGGCAGCCGACGGAUCUUCUUCGUCGUGGUUCAAAAUCUUCGCCGACACGUGGGCCAAGAACCCGUCCGGAGGAAGCUCCGACGAUGAUUUCUGGGGCACCAAGGAUAUUAACACGUGUUGCGGCCGUAUGGAUGUCAAGAUUCCCACGGAUAUAGCUCCCGGCGACUACCUUUUGCGAGCCGAAGCCUUGGCUCUUCACACCGCGAGUCAGAAAGGCGGCGCGCAAUUCUAUAUGACCUGCUUCCAGUUGACCGUCACAGGUAGCGGAAGCGCAAAACCUGCAGGCGUUUCGCUACCUGGCGCCUACAAGGACUCUGAUCCUGGCAUUCUCGUGGAUAUCCACGGAAAACUCGGCUCGUAUGUUGCGCCAGGCCCGACGGUCUAUGCAGGUGGAUCCACAAAAGCUGCGGGCUCCCCGUGCUCCGGCUGCGAGAGCACAUGUGCAGCUGGAAAAGGCCCGUCCAGCACCGCUGGCGGUAAUGCUCCGACUGCCACAGCAACGAGUACCGCCUCUGCACCAACAACCACAGCCGGGUCCGGAUCGGGAUGCAGCGUAUCUUUAUAUGGCCAAUGUGGAGGGAAUGGCUUUACCGGGUGUACGAACUGCGCCAGCGGAACGUGCAAAAAGCAGAAUGACUACUACUCACAGUGUAUCUAG
Daldinia caldariorum is the source of this 990-nucleotide messenger RNA. RefSeq names its product lytic polysaccharide monooxygenase. The coding region runs from base 1 to 990 and encodes 329 amino acids. The record is from RefSeq and is a predicted model, not a curated record. Gene Ontology annotation, cellular component: extracellular region. Gene Ontology annotation, biological process: carbohydrate metabolic process. The transcript has 4 exons. Gene Ontology annotation, molecular function: cellulose binding. Lineage: Eukaryota; Fungi; Ascomycota; Sordariomycetes; Xylariales; Hypoxylaceae.